CUUUGCAACAUAUCAUUCGUUUAUGUAACACGUUCGUGUGAAUCAGAAACAAGGAACAAAAUCUAAAAUCUAAUAAUCCUACAAAUCCUACAAUGUCGCUCUCCAAGCCUCGCGGUAAACCCCGCUUCAAAGACUGGCUCAUUUAUGUCUUAGACAAUGACCUGUGCCACGACGAUGCGAGAUGGCAAGACAGCUCUCGACGCAGGGCAAUCAUUCGCUGGCCCCACAAAUCGCGUGGAACAUGGUCUUUGGAAAAAGAUGCCAGACUGCUCAAAAUGUGGGCCAUCGCUUCGGGGAAAUAUCGAAGAAACGUCGACGCACCAAAUCCCAAAUCGUGGAAGUGCAAUUUCAGAAUGAAUUUAAAUAUUUGUAAGAAUAUUGUUGAGUUGAAACACGAACGAGUACCUAAGGGCCCGAAUGCUUGCAGAGUUUACAGGUUUUUAGAUCGAAGAACUGCUUCGCCUUUGCAAUUUGAUUAUGGUGAGUUAUUAUCUUUAACGUUGUGCUAGUAAAUAACGUAAUAUGUUCUUGUUUCAUUGUCAAAUGGCUGGUAUGAAUAGGUAAUUUUGACAGGCAGUUGAGUAUUAUUGUACUGCUGUCAAUUGCGAUACGCCAACAGAGUAAUAACAUCGAUAGCAAGGCAAAUUUAUGGUAAUAAUAAUAAUCAAUAAUUAUUCUCCGAAGUGGACAUAAAUAUAGUGCAAGUAUAUUCACGGAAAUGCGAAGCGUUGGCGAUUAGUACAAAAACUUGCUUGUCUGUCAUUUAAACCGAAACUAAUCAGGAAGCCAUUUUGUUUUUGUCCGGAUGUGAAUAAUGUAAGAAUAUCAAGAGCUAACCAAUGAAAUUGCGCUAUCCUCUUCCGAGAAUAAGCCAACACCAAAUAAUUGUUUGAUCUAUUACCAUACUGUUGAAAUAUAGUUGGGUUUCACGAAGCGCUAGUGAGCAGUAGAAGGUGGUCAAUCUUUUCAUUAUAUAUAGUAGUCUUGCAUAAACAAAUAGAAUUGCGCUAUUAAAAUGUCAACAAUUUUUUUUACCCAACUUCAAAUAUCAAUUAAAAAUACACACACCCACCCCUGGCCAAAACUUAGCCACCGUUCUAUAUAUGACACGCGUUUGAUAACUGCUUGUGCAAUUUUCUUCAGUCUAAAGUUUCAUGUUGUCUGCACAUGCACUUUCUUUGGAGACACCAUUUGCCUCCUGAGAAAUCGAAAAAUGAUCAAGAUAGUGACUCUGAUUGAUUGAUUUACAUAUUGUAUUGAGAUUGCUUUUUAGUCUUCAAUAUUUGAACGAGUCGUGCUUUGGAAAUGACAAUACAUUUUCAUUGCCCAACCCUUGAGUUGUUUGGUUUUUCAUUUACCCAACCUUUUACUCACUCAAAAUUUUGUUUACCCAACCCUUUUCUCUUUGGUGCCACCCCCAGCCAUAAAUCUUUACAACAGCAUGAACAAUUAUUAAGAAUAACGUACAGACAAUCCUACAUCAAGAACCAAAAGACAUAUUAACCCAUUGAGAGGCAGCACUUUCCCCCUGACGAGUAAAAUAGUCUGGCGUUAGACAGAGUAAAAUAAUAAAGUAGGGCGCAUCCGGGCGCAUUGCCACUUAAAGUAAUAAAAGCAGUGAAGGGCUUUUCGUAUAUAGAAUCUCGGUAAAGAGACAAAAUAAACUGAUGCAUUUAUUAUCAUUAGGCGAUUGUUCGACAAAUAAUGCGGAUGAAGAUACAGAUGAUGAUGUGGAAACGGACUUCAGUUGGUUGGAUGGUUUAACGGGUACAGGUACAGCCAAUCGUUUAAUUUGUACAUUAAAUACUAAUAACUUAAUGCGAAUUCAAACCAUAAAACCUUCAAACAUGAUGAUUAAUAUUACAUUACCUAGAUUGGCUAGAAUAGACAACUUGCAUGUUAGACUAAUUUUUUAUCUUGGCAAAAAAAUAUAUUCCCGGAAAGAGCAUACUAAAAUGAGUAAAAUUGCAAAGUUUGGUUGCGAAAUGUCAUUUCGCAACCAAACUUUGCGGAAAUGUUGUAAAAUGCGGAAAAUAUAGCCCUGCAAAGUUUGCAAAUUUUGUAUACUUUUGUAUUGCGUGCGGAAAUUGCUACCACAUUUGGCCCAAAAAGCCAAAUUUCCGCACGCAAUACAAAAGUAUACAAAAUUUGCAAGGCUAUAUUUUCCGCGUUUUACAACAUUUCGCAACCAAACUUUGCAAUUUUGCUCAUUUUAGCAUGCUCUUUCUGGCUGUGGUGAUUUAUUUGCAUCUCCUUGCCUAGUUUUAAAAUUAGUCUGCAAUGGGAAUUGUCUAUUACUGAUGAAUCACCUAAAGUUGAUCAUACAAGAGCCAUACACUGUUAUAGUGCCCUCGACAUUGCGAUGUAUUUUUCAUUCUAGAAUGCCAUGUGGAUGAUGAUGAAACUAUCAACAAUGUCGGAAACUAAUCUUAAAUUAUUUAGCAUAAAUUAAGUUAAUUAGCUUAAGUACCAAAACGGAUAUAGACAAUUUAUGAUUGGACGUAAUAAUCACGUGAUUAUAGCAGGCUCGCAAUAAUUAACAAAUAGAUAUGUUUUCGGGUCUUUUAUGUAUUCUUUCAUAUACUCGGUAA
Messenger RNA from Paramuricea clavata, 2591 nucleotides. NCBI's taxonomy places the organism in Eukaryota, Metazoa, Cnidaria, Anthozoa, Malacalcyonacea, Plexauridae. The record is from the annotation of a GenBank genome assembly.